AUGCACCCCAACCCGCCCGAGUUUUUGAUGGAAGUCGCUGGCAAGACCUGGGCUGAAGUUACGGGAUCCAUCGAGUACGAAGGAAAUCAAAGGUUGUUGGAAACUGUUUUGAUCCCGAAGGAAUACGACAACGAGUUCAAAAGUGUUUCCAACUUCAGGUAUGUGUAAUAUGGACAAAAUUCCGGAAAGUGAUAUAGAAAAAGGUUCUAUAAUUUAAAUAUCUGCAGCAAGAGUCUAAUUGCGGACAAAACAGAGGAGUAUUGGUAUAGAAAAGUGUGUCUUGAUGAAAACGGCAAUUUAAAUUAUGAAAAGAUAGAUUAAAAUGUAAAAGUCAUCGCUUUUGAAGCUGAUUUUAUGUAAAUACCCGUGAAUUUAAUCAAAAAGAUAUCUACCCCCGCUUUCAGACGUGCCCUGGAUCGCCCAAUUCCUCGCCCUCAAAUCGUAGUAUAA
Messenger RNA from Bursaphelenchus okinawaensis, 450 nucleotides. The record is from the annotation of a GenBank genome assembly. NCBI's taxonomy places the organism in Eukaryota, Metazoa, Nematoda, Chromadorea, Rhabditida, Aphelenchoididae.